This is a messenger RNA of Colletotrichum truncatum, 1200 nucleotides long. RefSeq names its product ankyrin repeat protein. Gene Ontology annotation, molecular function: protein binding. Gene Ontology annotation, cellular component: ciliary inversin compartment. Gene Ontology annotation, biological process: protein localization to ciliary inversin compartment. Lineage: Eukaryota; Fungi; Ascomycota; Sordariomycetes; Glomerellales; Glomerellaceae. The record is from RefSeq and is a predicted model, not a curated record.
AUGCCUUCAUCCAAGGGAAAGCCUACUGACCCUGAACUGAGGGAGGAGCUUAAAGAGGAAAUUAAACAGGAACCAAACAAGUCAGGCGGCGGUGAGGGACAAUGGUCAGCGUGGAAGGUAAGCGGGAUUACCAACAGAGCAGCAAUCACUACCGCACAGGCAUCCAAGUUGGCGAAAGAAUACGAGAAGCAGGGCGGCGACUACGAAAACGAGGCCGGCUCGAAAAACGAGCCAAAGAAGGGCGCACCUCAGCACAAGAGCGAGAGCAAGAAACAAGCAGAGACUGAGAAGUCAUUCACGAUUGAAGAAGGAGACAUCAGUUCCGACCGCGACGAAGACGACUGCUGGACGCCUCUACAACGAGCCGCUCGCGCAGGAGACUUAUCCGGCGUACGCGCAGCCCUCGCCUCCGGAGCAGACGUCAACGAGCCUCCGCAGGGAUACUACGGCCGCACCGCGCUCCAGGCCGCCUGCUCGGCGUCCCACGCCGAGGUCGUAUCGGCAAUCCUGGAAGCCGGGGCGGAUGUCGACGCUCCUCCGGGCAAUAAUGACGCGCGGAAUGCGCUACAGCUCGCGAGCGGGCAACCUGACGUGGACAUUGUGAGGAUGCUGCUCGACAAGGGCGCCGAUGUGAAUGCGCCGGCAGCGCGGUACCACGGGGCCACGGCGCUACAGUCAGCUUGCAGCGGGGGACAAAUGGAGGUUGUCAGGGUACUUUUGGACGAGGGGGCGGAUGUGAACGCGCCGCCGGCGACGACGGGUGGUAGGACGGCGUUGCAGGCGGCCGCCGCCCACGGGUUCGCAGAUCUGGUUACGCUGCUGAUGGAUCACGGGGCCGAGGUCAAUGCGCCAGCGAGCCGACACAAGGGGUUCACGGCGUUGCAAGCGGCGAGCCAACGUGGUGAUGACGGGAUGGUGAGGAUGCUGCUGGGCGCUGGGGCGGAUGUGGAUGCCGAAGGGAGCAGGUUCAAGGGCGGGAGGGCGCUGCACGCCGCAGCAGAGGGAGGGCAUGUUCGCGUAUGCGAGAUGUUACUGGACGCCGGAGCCGAGAUCGAGGCUGGAUCUGGAGGAUGGGGUGGUGGGCAGACUGCUCUACAGGGCGCGGCUGCGAGGGGUCACGAUGCGGUGGUUCGGCUUUUGCGGGCGAGGGGAGCGACGGGAAUGGAAGGUGGAGGGACCUUUUUGUUUGAUAGAGUUUAG